UUCGUCACAAAAGGCGGGAAAAGCAAAAUUAAAAUUAAAUUUGAGGUGUUGCUUAGGACUGUGAUUGCAAUGGAGAAGAUUCACGUCAGCGUCCGUGCAAAGCCUCUCUCUCAAGAUGAUGCGAAAACAAGUCUCUGGAGAAUCUCCGGCAACUCCAUCGCCAUUCCCAACCUGUCCAAAUUUGAUUUUGACCAAAUAUUCAGCGGUAGUUGUGCGACCGCGGAAGUCUACGAAGCUCGCACCAAGGAUAUUGUGGAGGCCGCAGUUCGGGGAUUCAACGGCACUGUCUUCGCUUACGGGCAAACGAACAGUGGGAAGACUUACACGAUGCGAGGCUCGAAAGCUGAACCUGGAGUCAUUCCUCUCUCUGUUAACGAUUUGUUUCGAAUCAUUCAACAAGACGUGGAUCGAGAAUUUCUUCUUAGAAUGUCAUACAUGGAGAUUUACAAUGAAGAGAUAAAUGAUUUAUUGGCCCCUGAACAUCGAAAACUGCAGAUUCAUGAAAAUCUAGAGCGUGGGAUAUAUGUUGCGGGGUUGCGAGAAGAAAUUGUUGCCUCUCCUCAACAAGUCCUUAAUCUCAUGGAGUUUGGAGAAUCUCAUAGACAUAUUGGAGAGACAAAUAUGAAUGUGUACAGUAGUAGGUCCCAUACUAUUUUCCGCAUGAUAAUUGAGAGUAGGGAUAGAAGCGAAGAUGAAGAAAGUGGCAGCUCUUGUGAUGCUGUCCGUGUAUCAGUGUUGAAUUUAGUGGAUCUUGCUGGGUCAGAGCGUGCUGCAAAAACUGGUGCUGAAGGUGUUCGACUAAAAGAAGGCUCUCACAUAAACAAAAGCUUAAUGACUUUGGGAACCGUGAUUAAAAAGUUGAGUGAAGGUGCUGAAAGUCAAGGGGGUCAUGUUCCAUAUCGAGAUAGUAAGCUGACUCGAAUUUUGCAACCUUCUCUAGGAGGAAAUGCUAAAACGGCUAUAAUAUGUAAUAUCACGCUUGCGCAGGUAAGGUAUUCCUUUGUUGACACUCUUAAAUAAAAUAUCUGUGAGUUUAACGGCUACCACGUUUUACAAUGAAAUAAUUGUUUGGAGCUACAAUAUUGCGAGGUGUUUUGUGUAUCACUUGAUUAAUAUCCAUU
Vigna umbellata (rice bean) is the source of this 1121-nucleotide messenger RNA. NCBI's taxonomy places the organism in Eukaryota, Viridiplantae, Streptophyta, Magnoliopsida, Fabales, Fabaceae. The record is from RefSeq and is a predicted model, not a curated record.